Molecule: messenger RNA, 2259 nt
Organism: Carassius auratus (goldfish)
Lineage: Eukaryota; Metazoa; Chordata; Actinopteri; Cypriniformes; Cyprinidae
Product: ena/VASP-like protein
Exons: 12
Coding region: 432-1622 (396 amino acids)
Biological process (GO): positive regulation of actin filament polymerization; protein homotetramerization; actin polymerization or depolymerization
Cellular component (GO): cytoskeleton
Molecular function (GO): SH3 domain binding; actin binding; profilin binding
Source: RefSeq, a predicted model, not a curated record
GAGAGCAUCAGUGUGAGUGGGGAGGGGCUGGUGAGAGGAUACUCACUGGAGAGCAGUGGGAGGAGCCUGUAAUCCUCCGAGCCAAUGGUGCGGUGGGGAGGCGGAGUCAGGUGGUCUCUGCAUCACACAGCAUCCCUUCAUUGAGCUCCGUCUCUGCUGCUGUCACAGACAAAGGAUGACAUCAGCGCAGCUUCACUGACAAACACUCAUCUUCAUCUUCACAUGCAGAGCUCCGCCCGGCUUUCUUGGGAUUUAUCAGAAGAAGAGCGCUCAGGAAGUGCACCGGGGAAUGUUUGAGGUGACUGAGAUGCUGUUUCUGAAGCAUUAGCGGCGAGAGACGAGGAAGAGGAAGAGGGGGAAGGGAGAGAGAGAGAGAGAGAGAGAGAGAGAGAGAGCAGGUUUCCAGAAGCACCUGUUCCUCUGCUGUGAUCAUGGAGAUUAACGUCCCAUCUCACCGCUUCUACUUCCCUCAGAUCUACUGUGAGCCCGGCGCGCCGCUCGCUGACAUCAAGGUCAGCGAGCAGAGCAUCUGUCAGGCCCGCGCCUCCGUCAUGGUCUACGACGACACCAGCAAGAAAUGGGUGCCGAUCAAACCGGGUCAGCAGGGCUUCAGCCGAAUCAACAUCUACCACAACACCAGCAGCAGCAGCUUCCGCGUGGUGGGAGUCAAACUGCAGGACCAGCAGGUGGUCAUCAACUACUCCAUCGUGAAGGGUCUGAAGUAUAACCAGGCCACGCCCACCUUCCACCAGUGGCGUGACGCGCGGCAGGUGUACGGACUCAACUUCGCCAGUAAAGAGGAGGCCAGCACCUUCUCCAACGCCAUGCUGUUCGCCCUCAACGUGCUCAGCAGCCAGGAGCCAGGUCCAGCUGUUCAACGUCAAGUCCAGAACGGGCUGAGUUCAGAAGAAGUGGAGGUCCAGAGACGGCAAAUGGAAAUACAGCAGCAGCAGAUGCAGGCGCAGAGCGAGCGGGAGAGACGAUCGUCCAACCCAGGAUCCCCGUUUCAGGGUCACCCCGCGGUGCUGUCUGUAGCUCCUCCCAUUGUGGCCCCGCCUCCUCUGCCGAUGGGUGGUCCCUGCCCCCCUCCCCCGCCUGGCCCGCCGCCCCCUUCUGCUGGAGCUCCGCCCCCUCCCCCGCCUCCUCUGCCUGUAGGUGGGUACGGGGGUCACGCCCAGGAUGAUAGCCACGCCCCCUCGGGUCUCGCCGCCAUGAUCGCCGGAGCCAAACUGCGCCGCGUGCAACGGCCGGAGGAAAGCUCUGCGUCCGGAGCCAGGCCGGAAGUGAACCGGAGCAGCGGAGGAGGUCUGAUGGAGGAGAUGAACGCGCUGCUCGCUCGCAGACGGAGAGCAGCAGAUGAGAAGAGGGACGGAGAGAGCCCGAGCGAGGAUCCGGCGUCUCGGGGACAGAGCUGCGCAGCUUCCUCUUCAUCUGAGACACAGCAGAGCAGGAAGAGUGAGCUCAGGGUUCGAGCCGCCGGCAGCAUCAGUGACUCAGACGCAUUAGACUUCGACAGAAUGAAACAGGAAAUCCUGGAGGAAGUGGUUCGUGAGCUGCACAAGGUGAAGGAUGAGAUCAUUGAUGCCGUCAGACACGAGCUCAGUAGAAUCAGCAGCACAUAGAGAACCCAAGCCCUGCAGAUCCUGCUGAAGCCUCCAGAGCCCACGGCGUCCUCGUCCUCGUCCUCGUCCUCACACGUCCAGAUCCCUGAUGAAGCAGAGACACUCGCACCCAUCUCACCGUUCUGCUGGAUCUGGACUCAGCUGAAGACUUACAGAACCUGAGGAACACAGAACCAACAUCUGGAGGCCUUUUACUGUGUCUGCAUCAUCAUCAUCAUCAUUAUUAUUAUUAUUAUUAUUAUUAUAGGUGUAGUAGUUGUAGUGUUUUCAUGUAGGUAGACAUAGGAAUUAAUAAUAAUGAUAAUAAUAAUGAUAUCAUUGCACAUCCGUCUUCAUUUUCCUUCAGAUUCAUCGUAAGCACAUUUCUCAUUACCUCUGUUUUUUAAGAGUUUUUUUAAUGAUCCUUCUUGUCAUAAUGAUGUAUUUAAUCACUGACGGAGGGUUUCGAGGAUGCGAGGAGUUAUUAUCUGACAAACAGACAUCACACCAGAGUAUUUGUGAUCAUGUUGUUGAUGAAAUAUUGUUCUGUUUUAUGAGUUCUGUUUUGACCAAGUGCUUCCUGGUUAGAAAAAGAAAGAGAAAAGAUAUACAUGAUGUUUAAAAAAGAAGUGAAAUAAAGUGUGAAGGGUGUGUUUCA